Molecule: messenger RNA, 3998 nt
Organism: Cercocebus atys (sooty mangabey)
Lineage: Eukaryota; Metazoa; Chordata; Mammalia; Primates; Cercopithecidae
Gene: XYLB
Product: xylulokinase homolog (H. influenzae)
Exons: 21
Coding region: 112-2133 (673 amino acids)
Biological process (GO): D-xylose metabolic process; xylulose metabolic process
Cellular component (GO): cytosol
Molecular function (GO): D-xylulokinase activity
Source: RefSeq, a predicted model, not a curated record
GCGGUGCGGACGGACGGACUGACGAACGCGCAGCCUUACCCGCGAGGGUCAUGGCGGAGCACGCCCCUCGCCGCUGCUGCCUGGGCUGGGACUUCAGCACGCAGCAGGUGCAUGAACCAACUCAUCUGUGAACAUCUUCCUCUAGAGGAUCUUGGCUUUGGCUGUUUGGGGAACAAAGAUUCCUUGAGACAUGUAAAGGUUGUUGCUGUUGAUGCAGAGUUGAAUGUCUUCUACGAGGAAAGUGUGCAUUUUGACAGAGACCUUCCAGAAUUUGGGACUCAGGGCGGUGUUCAUGUGCACAAGGAUGGGCUGACGGUCACUUCUCCAGUGCUAAUGUGGGUCCAGGCACUGGAUAUCAUCUUGGAGAAGAUGAAGGCUUCAGGCUUUGACUUCUCUCAAGUCCUAGCCUUGUCCGGGGCAGGCCAGCAACACGGAAGUAUAUACUGGAAGACUGGAGCCCAGCAGGCACUGACAAGCCUAUCACCAGACCUCCCGCUACACCAGCAGCUGCAGGACUGUUUCUCCAUCAGCGACUGCCCGGUGUGGAUGGACUCCAGCACCACAGCCCAGUGCCGCCAGCUGGAGGCUGCCGUGGGCGGGGCUCAGGCUCUCAGCUGCCUCACGGGGUCCCGUGCUUACGAGCGUUUUACAGGAAACCAAAUUGCAAAAAUUUACCAGCAGAACCCCGAGGCCUACUCACACACGGAGAGAAUUUCUUUGGUCAGUAGCUUUGCUGCUUCCCUGUUCCUUGGGUCUUACUCCCCUAUUGACUACAGCGAUGGUUCUGGAAUGAAUUUGUUGCAGAUACAGGAUAAAGUCUGGUCCCAGACUUGCCUUGGUGCCUGUGCACCUCAUUUAGAGGAGAAGCUUGGCCCACCAGUACCCUCAUGCUCAGUUGUGGGAGCCAUUUCUUCCUAUUACAUCCAGCGCUACGGAUUUCCUCCAGGAUGCAAAGUGGUGGCCUUCACUGGGGACAACCCAGCAAUGACUUGUUUCUCGUCCAGACACCUCAUCUCCUUCCCUAGCCUCUUCUCUUCCUCCUCUUCUCCUCUGGGUAGUCCUGAAGCCACCCCUGGAGGGGCCCUCGGAUCUCUGAAGGAAGGCCAGGAUAAGUUCUCAAAGGUGGGAUUCCUGGAUCCAAGGCUUCUGACACACACGCUGCUGAUUGAACCUCAGUGGCAGUGUUUGAGUGCACCUGUUUCUCACUCCCAUUUCACCUUUACUCAUAUGUUCAUUCACUCAGCAUUUAGUGAGUGCCUAUUAUGUGCCAGGCCUUCCUUCAGUGCUGGGGCACUUCAGCAAUCAAGGCAGAUAAAGAUUGCUGUUGUGAGCCAGGUGUGGUAUGAGGCCUGGGUGGUGGUUGGCACCAUUCCCUGGGUGGGGAGGUGUGAGCAGAUCUGGCACGCAGUCUUGAGGACCCUAAGUCCUUCCACUAAGCUCUGGAAUGACUCCCUCCACUUUCCCAGGCUCUGCUGGGCAGCUGAGACCCCCAAGGACUCACCGACUCUUGCUGACAGCAGAGCCGGCUUUAAAAAUGGCUCCCUCAUGAGAGAGAAGAUCCGCGACAAGUCCGCGUCCCGUUCCUGGAGCAAGUUCUCUAAGGCACUGCAGUCCACAGAGAUGGGCAACGGUGGAAACCUGGGUUUUUAUUUUGAUGUAAUGGAGAUCACCCCUGAAAUUAUUGGAUGUCAUAGGUUUAACGCAGAAAACCACAAGGUCGCAGCAUUCCCUGGGGAUGUGGAGGUUCGAGCACUGAUUGAAGGACAAUUCAUGGCCAAGAGGAUUCACGCAGAAGGCUUGGGCUAUCGAGUCAUGUCCAAGACAAAGAUUUUGGCCACAGGAGGAGCAUCUCACAAUAGAGACAUCUUACAGGUGCUUGCAGAUGUGUUUGGUGCCCCGGUGUAUGUUAUAGACACUGCCAACUCAGCCUGUGUGGGUUCUGCAUACCGAGCUUUUCAUGGUCUUGCAGGUGGAAGAGAUGUGCCCUUUUCAGAGGUUGUGAAGUUAGCUCCAAAUCCCAGACUAGCUGCUACCCCAAGCCUGGGAGCUUCUCAGGUCUAUGAGGCCCUCCUCCCCCAGUACGCCAAACUCGAGCAGAGAAUCUUGUCUCAGAUCCGGGGGCCUCUGGAGUGAACAGGCAUCCCUGUUGCCCCUGCCUGCCCAGAUUUACUGACCCCACUUGGAGACAUGGCCCCGGACAGCAGGGAUCCACUUCCCUGUUCUGAACAGCUCUUCCUGCCUCUGCUGACUCCUUGGAGUGUCCAGGACCAUUUUAAAGCCGUCCUCAGCACAUCUGCCUGAAGAUAGAUAGGCACUCGUGUCCUUGUGCCCAUGUGCCCGUGUGCCCCAGGGCAGGAAAACAUCUCUCUUUUCCUGUCUUUUAUCCCAGGAGGCAGGACAACACUGAGACUGGGAUAUAUCCGAUAAAAACUAUGACUUUUCCCCUUGUAGAGGCAGAAUUAAAGCUAAUCUAGGAACUCAAAUUAGCAGAAUGGGGGAGACAAAGCCCUGUCUCACCCCCUAACCUCAUCCUGUCUCUUUCUCCAACCCUGACUCUCUGCCCACUCCUCCCCAAACCAUGACCCACAGCCGCCCCCACCCCAUAUCUUGAUCCUACCUUCCAUCCUCUCCCCCAAUCCAAACCCCACAGCCUCUUCUCUCCCACACCCUGCCCUCCUUGUUUCAGCUGUCUGAGGUGCCUCCCAGAGCCUCUAUUAUUUGCCCUAUGCUCACCCUCUCCAUGCUGUCCCCAUUCUCUCCUUUCACCAUCUGUUCUCUCCCCCUCCUUCAUCUCCUCCCUCCCCAAACUCACCUGGCAUAAUUCACAACCUCCCACCCAAACGGUGGGCCUGGUGGACGUGCUUCCUGUGCCCUCCUUGUAGCUGUGCCCACAGAUCACUGAGAGGGACCAUCUCCCAAGUGGCACAGUUUAGAACUUCUCUCUCUUUUUCUCCCUCAUUCCCUCUCUCUUCUUGCAGUCCACUUGUUGAAGAAGUUGUGUCAUUUCUCUGGAAGAAUUUCCCAAAUUCUGGAUUUCUUUUUUAUUUUGGAGUAUUUCAUCAGCUGAAAAGUUGUGAUUCUCACUUUGAGUUUUCUUCCUAUAUUUGUAUAGUGAGUUCCUUUUUCCUUCCUCUUUAUCCCUCCUGUUUUACUUUAUACCUCUCUAUUCCUUGCUCAAAUUAUUGCAAAAGCCUCCACAGAAAGUCCUCUAUGAUCUGACUCCUGCAGACUCUUCCAGAUUUUUCUUCUGCCCCAGGUCUUUACUGAGUUCAGGACUCCAGCUAAAUCAAAAUACUCAUGUUCUCACCCAGAGUGACAAAAUCCUGCAGAUAGGUUUAAGACUUGGUGGAUCAGAGCAGUAGCUAGUGGGAAGUUAAAAGGAAGGGGCUUAGAAAAUGAGUGGGAUCAAAGGCAUCACUUCUGAUGGAGAUGAAGCCAUCUUGAAAGGGAGUGGUGUCCUUUGGAGGCAUGGUGGACGAAAGGGGGCAAAGGAAGCAAGAGGUUAAAGAUAACGGCCUGUUAGAUACGACAGCAAGGCCAAGAUUCCAAAGAAGACAGACAACUCCCCCUAGAUGUUACUUUUUAAAGACAUUUUACAUUAUUGGCCAGCAGAAAAAGGCUGUCUUGGACCAUGAAACAGUAAACUGUAACAAAACACUUCAACAUGAAUUUGAAAAUAAAUUAAAUAAUUGUGGAUAUAAAAGGACACCAGAGAUCAGAGAUUCAAAACCUCAGAAUAAAAAUGAAAAAGCUACAAGCAUACAUGAGAAGAGAACUGACUGAACUUGGGAAAUAAUUUGAACAAAAAGAUAAGUCAUCACAGAUAUGAAUACUAAAUUAUACUAUAUCUUAAUGAAAAUAGAUAUGGUCACAAGUACAUUAAGGCACGUAGAAGGUAGGAGUAGGAAAAGCUAAGAGAAACAAAACAAACAAAGCAAUAUUAAAGGAAGAGCCAAAAAGACCCAGAAAUAAAAUGAUAGAUAAAGAAGAUUGGCAAA